AUGAACGUUCCUGGGACGUUACUAGGCGACGUUCUUGACACCAGUGGGGACGUUCUGAGAACGUCCUGGGAACGGCCGCCGCGCUCUCGUCGUUUUCACCUGCUCCCACGGCUGCCCGCCACGGAUUUUUCCGAUUUCUUCUCCGGUAUGUCGCUUUCUAUACAUAACGCUUCUCCGGGGAAUAGCCUAUCACGGGCCUGCCCGGCCGCGUGUGGAGCACUCAUCGCUGCCAAGGACCUUCACCCGUUCUGCGUGGUUUGCUUGGGCCUUAAACACGCUCAAGAAGCCUUGGAGAACGCGGAAAAUUGCAGUCAUUGCCUUAUGCUGCCCAAAAAUGUUUUACGACGCCGUCUUAAGGUUGCAGCGACCCAGUGCUCCGAGCUCGGUUUUACUGACUCAGAUCUGGGACACGGUGACGACGACGCGCUACCGGGGGACUCCCGGGGCGCCUCCUCACUUGUUUGGGCUGACCAGCCCAAUCCCGCAUUCCCCGAAGAGGACAUCUUCGCGGGCAACCUCAUGCUCGCCGACGAACCGGCCGGUUCCGGCGAUGAGGAUGAUGCAACCCUUCUCGGGGUCUCAGAGGACGAGGAUGCCAUCCCGCCCUCCGGCGUUCCCCAGGCUAGCGGCCACGCAGCCCUGCCUCAGUCCAUCCUCCUGGAAGUGUGUGAGCGAGCGGCCGCUCGCCUCAACAUUGAGUGGCCGGCUCCACAGAGCGCCACCGACCAGGAGAGGGAUAUUUACGACGGAAAAGUGUUGGGAUCUCCUCCCGGUCCGGGGAAACAACUCUUCCCCGUCCUUCCAGCGUGCGCUAAGCAUAUGAGGCACAACUGGAGCGAACCGCUCGACUUCAAACACGGCCUUUCGGGCCUUGAAGUAAAGGAUAUGGCAGCUCAUGGUAUGGGCGACCCCCCCGCUAUCGAGCCUUCCAUCGCCAGGCACCUUAACCCCGCUCAGGGCGGGCUGCUCGCUCCCCCUAAGCCGGUCUUGCCCAACAAGCUGGACCGUUUUUCUGCCUCAGUUCACCAGGCCGCAUACAAGUCCUCGGCCUUGGCAGUCAGGGCCCUGAACGUCUCGUCUCUCCUCUCCGCUUACCAGGCGGAGAUUUUGGACGAAUUAGGGCAACAGCUAAAAAAGCGAACUCCUUCUCUACACUUGUGGAAGGAGAUCCUCACGGUGAACGACCUCGUCCUUCAUAAUGCUCGCCAGGCCGUCCAAGCCUGCGGGCGCUCUAUGGCGCUUUCUGUGGUGGGAGAGCGCGCGCUCUGGCUUAACCUGUCAGGCCUUCCUGACAGUGAGAAGCGGCGCAUCGCGGGCGCGUCGAUGGAGCCCGAUCGGGCUCUGUUCGGCCCCGCCGUCGCAUUGAUGCAACAACGGUGUGACGACAAAAAGAAGGAGGACAAGGCAUUCAAGUUAUGUCUUCCUAAGGGGAAAAAUCGACUCCCGCCGCGGCCGCGGCUGGAGGACCAUCUAACCCUAACCCCAUCGACUCGAAACGUAAUCGGCCUGCCUGAUGUUCGAUUGAUGGAGGCAUCGAGUCCGCGUUCAUGGGCCACGAGCCCUUCGGACUCUCUCCCUGUCCCAGGACCCCCGUUCAAAAGACGCAGGGUCUCCCGCGGAUGGAUCGAUUCCUCUUCGUUCGAGGCUGCCCAGCCCAUGUGUUUAAUGAACGCUCGGGUGGGAACACUUUCAAAUCACGAAUGGGCUUGGCGAACUGUUUCGGCUCCCGAGUGGGUGAUGCGUACUAUAAUGAAGGGAUACAGACUGCAGUUUUCAAUGAAACCCCCGCAUUUCAACGGCGUUCUCUCUUCACACACAGAAGAGAACGCCUCACACAUUCUGAAAGAGGAAAUAUCCUCCCUCCUAAACAAGGGAGCGAUUCAGAUGGUGCCCCCCACUCUGAUGAAUCAGGGAUUUUAUUCUCGUUAUUUCCUGGUCCCAAAAAAGGACGGCGCUCUCCGCCCUAUUCUGGACCUUCGUGUGUUAAACAAACAUUUGAGGAAAUACAAUUUCAGAAUGCUGACUCAUGGCUCGCUCGCCCGUGCCAUAAAACAGAACGACUGGUUCACAUCGGUCGACCUGAAAGAUGCUUUCUUCCAUAUAAGCAUUUAUCCGCCACACAGGAAGUUUCUUCGUUUCGCCUACCAAGGCACAUGUUACGAAUUCACAGUUCUGCCGUUUGGGCUCAGUCUAAGCCCCCGGUGUUUCUGUCUGUGUGCGGAGGCGGGUUUAGCACCCAUGAGAAUGUCAGGUCUGAGGAUUCUGACAUACAUAGACGAUUGGCUAAUCAUAGCCGAAUCGAAAGAGAAAGUGUUGCAGGACACUUGCCGUGUGCUCACGCACAUCACAUCUCUCGGGUUCAGAGUGAAUGUGGGCAAGAGCAAUUUUACACCCAGUCAGAAUGUCAUUUUCCUGGGUUUGGAGUUGAACUCAGUCUCCAUGCGAGUGCGUCUCUCUCAAGAGCGCGUUCUCUCUCUAAUGAACUGUCUGUCGCAGUUCAGAGAGGGGGCGAAAGUACAAUAUCGCACAUGCCUCAGGCUGCAGGGUCUUAUGGCUUCAUCAAUCCAGGUUGUACCGCUGGGACUCCUGAGAAUGAGAGCGUUCAUGAAAUGGGUUUUGUUACUACAUUUCAGCCCGACGCACGAUCUUUGCCGCUCUGUAAUAGUGACGCGCGCCUGCUCGGCAGCCUUGCGCCACUGGAAGAGCGCAGACUUUUACGCACAUGGAACCCCUCUGGGGACAGUUAUGAUGCGGAAAGUUGUGACGACAGAUGCGUCCUUAACAGGCUGGGGCGCCACCCAGGAGGGCAGAACGGUGAACGGUCUGUGGCCGAGCAGACUACGUUCAGCGCACAUAAAUUAUUUAGAGCUUAUGGCCGUAUGGAAAGCUCUGAAUUAUUUUCUGCCUCGCCUGCAGGGACAUCAUGUGCUCGUACGCUGCGACAAUACCACGACAGUGGCUUAUAUCAACCGUCAGGGCGGCGUGCGCUCGUCGAAACUUCACGCUCUAGCUUACAAGCUUCUAGUGUGGAGCGCACAGGUUUUCCUGUCGUUACGCGCGACUCAUGUUCCCGGCCUUCUAAACAGAGGCGCGGAUCUUCUAUCAAGGGGAAACCCAAUCUACGGAGAUUGGCGCCUUCACCCGCAGAUAGUGGAUAUGUUAUGGAUGAGAUUUGGACAGGCAACCGUAGAUCUAUUCGCCUCGCGCGAAAACUACCAUUGUCCUAUGUUCUUCUCGCUAAAGGACGUGGACGCACCCCUCGGGGUAGAUGCACUGGCCCACCCGUGGCCCAGAGUGCUGCUGUAUGCCUUUCCUCCCCUGUCCCUGAUAAUUCCUACACUGGCCAGGGUGAGAGAGCAGGGCCUGUCUCUCAUUCUGAUAGCACCCAGGUGGCCCAAAGCACCAUGGCUGGCGGAGAUAAUCCCUCUGUUAUAUGCCGAGCCGUGGCGCCUCCCCCCCCGCACAGAUCUUUUGUCCCAAGCGAACGGGGAGAUUUAUCACCCACACCCGGACAGGGUGGCUCUUUGGGCGUGGCCCGUGAGAGGACGAACCUAAGCGCACUGGGGCUUUCGCCGUGUGUGAUUGCUACUAUACAGAAUGCCAGGGCCGUGUCUAUGCGAUUCUUGUAUGGCAGUAAGUGGCAAGUGUUCGAAGGGUGGUUUGAUGGGCGUGGUCUCACAUCUUAUCAGUGCUCAGUUCCUGAUAUUUUGUGUUUCCUCCAAGACCUCUUGGAAAAAGGCAGGUCUUUUUCCACAAUUAAGGUCUACUUGGCUGCGAUUUCGGCCUUUCAUGUGGGCUUUGAGGGCUCAACAGUCGGGCAACAUCAUCUAAUCCGCAGAUUUAUGAAGGGUGCCUGAGUGGGACUUCUCCAUGGUGUUGGAGGCUCUGUCUCAGUAUCCUUUUAAACCUCUUGGAAGUAUUUCCCUUAAGCUGCUGUCCUUCAAGACAGCUUUGCUCUUGGCCUUGGCAUCAGCCAAACGUGUCAGUGAGCUACAUGCACUUUCGGUUCAUCCCUUGUGCACUAAAUUUUCUCUUAGUGGAGAUAUGGUUUCCCUUAAGCCUAAUCCGGCCUUCAUGCCGAAGUGCUUCCCUGCGUUCACUUCAGAGGUGUUGGAGCUGUCCGCUUUUGACCCUUCACCUUUUUCCUCC
This is a messenger RNA of Carassius gibelio (silver crucian carp), 4149 nucleotides long. RefSeq lists its product as uncharacterized. Lineage: Eukaryota; Metazoa; Chordata; Actinopteri; Cypriniformes; Cyprinidae. Gene Ontology annotation, molecular function: nucleic acid binding. The record is from RefSeq and is a predicted model, not a curated record.